AUGAUUGCUGAAUUCCAAGUCAUCUUGGCUGAGGCAGACAAAGGCAAGAAAGGGGGAAGAGGAUUGAAGAAAGCUACGAAGAAAGGCGCUGCUAAAGAAGGACCUACCGAGGGUGCGAAAACCCCAUCGAAAAAGCAAAAGGCUCCUAUUGCGUCUACUGCUGCACCAAAGAGAAGCAAGCAACCUGCUAUAAGGCUUAUAUCUCCCACUCCCUCUCCAUCCCAGAGUGAAACCAAACGUUUGGAAUCUGAUUCCGUGUCGGAGAUCCGCAUUGAGGAGAAUCAGCCCAUUCACAGUGAAGAUCAAGGGCCACUUCGUAAUGAGGAGGACGAACAUGUUCACAACGAACCUCCUGUUCACACUGAAGUUCCACCCCAAGAUCGUGAGAAUCCACCAUUCCACCCUAAGCAUCUACUGCACCUUCCUUUUCAAAUCAGGAUUGAUAGUGAAGAUGAAGCCUCUACUACGAAAGGGGACCUCAAGUCUCUUCACGAGAAGAUCGGCCAGUUGAUUCUUGCAUCCAAGCCUUCUUUUUCUGAGGCUUACUCCAAAGCAGUUGUUGAGUCCAUUCUUGAGCGCCUCAUAAAAGAACAUGCAUCUAACACCUCUACCAUGACCAAGGAAGUUUCUGACUCUGCUGAUGUUUGUAAAUCAACGACCGAAAAAGUCGAUAAACUAAUUGCUAACACCAUCGAGUUUAUGGAAGAUUACAAGACUACCUACAACUCCAACACCAUCACUGCGAACAAGGCCAUUCAGAACGUGUGGGGCAUGUUUAAAGCAAAAAGGACGAACUACGAUGAACUUUGCAAGGGGUUUCAGUAUGAUAAUAAAGCAUUCCAGUCUCCCAUCGAUGUGAAGAUCUCAAAGCUUCAGGAGUAA
This is a messenger RNA of Lactuca saligna, 882 nucleotides long. The record is from the annotation of a GenBank genome assembly. NCBI's taxonomy places the organism in Eukaryota, Viridiplantae, Streptophyta, Magnoliopsida, Asterales, Asteraceae.